AUGGCCGAGCCUCAGAUAUUUGAUGAGCCCGUACGUCCUGGGAGUCCCGAGAUUACUACGGUGGUAGCGGCUCCAGGACUUGGCGAUAAUACUCAUAGUGCUCCUUCAGAUCAGAUUGCAAUUGAUCAGAAGAAUGCGCUUAUAUCUAUUAGAGCGUUUUUGAAAUCCAAGACCGCCUAUGAUGUGCUUCCAGUCAGUUUUAGACUGAUUGUGCUGGAUACUGCUCUGCUAGUUAAGAAAUCAUUGACUAUCCUGUUGCAGAAUUCCAUUGUAUCGGCCCCUCUAUGGAACUCACGAACUUCGCGGUUUGCUGGUCUGUUAACUGCAUCGGAUUAUAUCAACGUCAUUCAAUACUAUUUUCAGAACCCUGAUAAAAUGGACAAGAUCGAGGACUUCACUCUAGAUGGGUUGCGGACCGUAGAAAAAGCCAUUGGUGCUGAACCUAUAGAAACCAUUUCCAUUCAUCCAUUCAGACCACUCUACGAAGCAUGUGGUAAAAUGAUUAGCUCCAAAGCUAGAAGAAUCCCAUUAAUUGAUGUCGAUGAAGAUUCGGGCAGAGAGAUUGUAGUGUCUGUUCUCACCCAGUACCGUAUUCUCAAGUUCGUGGCUCUCAAUUGCAAAGAGACCACCAUGCUAAUGAAACCUCUGAGAGACCUGAAUAUCGGAGUUAGAGGCAAUCUUGCCACGGUGUCCAUGCAGAGCCCUGUCAUCGACGUCAUCCACAUUCUCGCCAGCAAACGGGUUUCCUCGGUGCCCAUUGUCGACGAUGAGUACAAACUUAUCAACAUCUACGAGUCGUACGAUGUCCUGGCACUAAUAAAAGGAGGCAUUUAUACCGACCUGUCGCUGUCUGUAGGAGAAGCUCUCAUGCGACGAGCCGAUGACUUCGAAGGUGUCCACACAUGCACCGACGAUGACAGGCUCGACACAAUCAUGGACAUCAUCCGGCGGUCGCGACUGCACAGGCUGUUCGUCGUCGAUGAACAGGGCGUCCUCAAAGGCAUCGUCACUCUCAGUGACAUCCUCAACUACAUCUUGUAUGGAGAAGAGGCCACUAGCUAA
Molecule: messenger RNA, 1062 nt
Organism: Sugiyamaella lignohabitans
Lineage: Eukaryota; Fungi; Ascomycota; Dipodascomycetes; Dipodascales; Trichomonascaceae
Gene: SNF4
Product: AMP-activated serine/threonine-protein kinase regulatory subunit SNF4
Exons: 1
Coding region: 1-1062 (353 amino acids)
Source: RefSeq, a predicted model, not a curated record